Molecule: messenger RNA, 1946 nt
Organism: Dacryopinax primogenitus
Lineage: Eukaryota; Fungi; Basidiomycota; Dacrymycetes; Dacrymycetales; Dacrymycetaceae
Exons: 3
Coding region: 1754-1945 (63 amino acids)
Source: RefSeq, a predicted model, not a curated record
CUCUACUCUCACUCGUUCAAGUCAGGUGAUCACUAACUUACACCUAAUACUACUGCUUUACUCUACAGUCACUCUCUAUUCUAUUCCCUACUCGAACCGUCUCGAGUCUCGAUUCGAAGCCCCCCAAGCCGAAGCCCCGACUUGAUAGCAGCACACUCGCUCACAUCCCUUCGAGCCUUGUACCGACUCCCCUCUUCCGGACUCUCUUCGGAUAGCCUGAGUCUGGGUUCGGAACGUGUACCGGAUUCUCGAAUUGACCUUCGUGUUGCUCUAUACUUGGGGUCAACUGUCGAUUCAGAACUGGUUAUUGUCUCGAAUCUACUACUACGAGGCACAGGCCACCACAGUCGACUCCCCCUCCAGCGGACCUUCUCCUGACGCCUUAUUGGGAGGUGUAGAGUACACAAUUCCCUUCACGGUUCGAGAAAAGUUGCACAGCUGCAUAGGAAUACAGUCGGUCAUAUCUGAAGGGUUAACGCACGAGAUAUUUUCCUCCGUGCAAGAAUAACAUGACCCUCUUGCCUUCCUGACCCCGUAGUCAUGCCAAUACAUUCUCACCUUGACGCGCUUUAUUGCUGUCCUUUUCUGAUCUUCCAAUUUCGCCUGUGACAGUGCUAUCCAUCACCCCGGUUGUGGAGAAGCCGACAUUCCACCUGCGUAGCCCGUCGUCACUUGGCUCGUUUUUGAUAUCCCGAGUACACAGGCAUUGGAACUUGGGACCAAAUUCUGAGACUGCCCGUCCAGAAGGCGAAAACCAACCGCUCGGCGGAGUGUCCAGUUCGGAUUAUGACGCCAGGAUGGGAGGAGGUUGCUGAUGAUCCAGUGUGCCAACAAGUGUGCUGCACAUUCCAAUUUUGAAGUCGGAUUCGAUGUUCAAACGGCACUCCGAACGACACUCCGACCGACACUCCGAACGACACUCCGAACGAGGUCCGAUAGGACUACGACAAGACAAUAGAAGGAAGCACAGACCCUAUACACAGAUUAGGAAGGGAGUUAGGAUAGAUAGUCCGAAAGUCCGAACUGCCUCCGAAGGUAUAGGGAGGAUUCGAGUACUGUGGAAUAGGGACCUCUUCUUCCACUGCUUUGCUUUCUCUGAUCUUUACCUUACACCUUACACCUUUAACCUACAGCCAAUCUUUACACACUCUCGCUCUAAUUCGACCAAUCCAAACUGUCGUUCGGACCUUCGAACGGCACUCCGAUGCUCGCGUCCUCUCCUCUCCAUAAUUCCUAGGUAGCCAUUCGACUCGGACCGCAUCUCCAAACGCGCGUGGGGACUUGGGAUUUCACCUCCGAAGAUUCGGAACUACCAGCCUCCCCUUCGGAACGAAUUUCGAUUAUUGCAAGAAGUAUAUCCACGGACUACUAUCUACUUGAUUUCAGAAAUUACUGUCGACUCCGCCUCCAGCGGACUUACUCCUGACGCCUCAUUGGGAGGUGUAGAGUACACAAGAUCAGCUUGGCAUACCGAAGUGAGGCGACAGCUGCGAGCUUGUGCUGUAGAGAGAUGGAAUCGGUUCAUGUGUUAAUGGGAUCGAGAGUUUGGGUGUUGGUAUUGUCCACAUUCGAUGUUCGAUGGGCGACAUAUAUAUAUAACUGCUAGUGCCCGCAUGUGGAGGGUCACAUACCUUCAUGAUCUCGUUCUCAGAGCGUCGCUGCGCUCCUUCGGGAUGUUUUCAGGACGUCUCCGUUCAAGAUCAGAGAAAAUGAGCGAUGGAUGGCACGAACUGAAGUUGCAGCUCGGAGUAUAAUGCCCAAUGGUCGGUCCAAGGACAGGCGUCUACUAAGGGCCAGCGGACAAGGACAAGUGGCUGGACCUUGUGAGGUGUGCUGCUUUCGUAACAUGGUCUCAGAGUAUGAGCACAAUAUGGGUUAUGUCAUGGAAUUUGUGACGCUAGUUGAGGGUAUGGAAAAGCUCAAUGAUGUUGGAACACGAAAAUGAA